Molecule: messenger RNA, 2064 nt
Organism: Seminavis robusta
Lineage: Eukaryota; Bacillariophyta; Bacillariophyceae; Naviculales; Naviculaceae
Source: the annotation of a GenBank genome assembly
UGUCAUCAACGUUGCAAGUACUUGUCACACUCUUGUCAACAUGAUGUUUGAUUGGCAUUUUCUCGUUGCGUUGCAUGCAGUAAAGGUGUCAAGACGAGUCGAGUCGGGAUCGAUGCAAGCAAGUCAAGACCAAACUGGCUACUAGCUAGUAGGGGAGCAUUGCCAUCGCCUGAGCAUGCAGAAGCAUUCACAGAGGCGAUGGAACAGCCCUGACACUCUGACACCAAUUGAUGGAGAUCAUCAGUCAUGCAGUAUGAAGGGCAACGUUGCCCACGGCAAGUCAAGUGGUUGGCUUGAUGGCUUGGCUUGAUGGUGUCGGUCUCAUAAAAUCAACCUCACCCACUCAAUCAUACAAUACAAUACCAUCAUGAUAGUCUCUGCUUUUACCCCACAGACAACGACAGUCCAUCCAAUGUCCAUUGGACAGUCAUCACUGCAUCCAGGCAUCUUCACACAAGUACCACAAGUACCACAACAUGCUAGUUCCAGAAGACGGCCGUUGAUGCACCCAGCCCUCUUCACUCCCUAUACCGCAACAACACCCCUUGCAUUCCAACCAUCCAGUAGUACCGCCUUGCACUCUUUUUCACCCGUGCAAAUGGCAGGAUCCGUAGCCACAUCCCCAUCGACCGCCUCCUUUUUGAGGUUGGCGGUGGUGUUUGUGGCGGGUGGUCUCUUUUGCUCCUCCGCCGUGGCGGCAUGUGCCGCGACAUAUGCCAUUGGCAAGAACAAUCUGAUUCGAUUCAGUUCCAUGGCGUUUGUCUUGUGGAGGAAAAUUUGGAUGACAUUUACCACUGGCUUAUCGGACACACGCAAUACCUUAUUGUUGGAUGAACCAACAACCACAGUAAAACAACAGCCAAGAUAUAAAAAGGCAUGGAGAGUCCUCAAGACCAAGAUGCGAGAAACGCGACAAGAAGCAGUCGAGGGAGUCCAAGCCAUUCGAACUCAAGUGCAAUUGUGUUCGGCAGCUGUCGGACCAGCCGGUCUCAUCCCCAUGCAGUACAUGCUCGAUCGGCUCUUGCCUUACAACAUUGAAGCGGGGGUCAAGGCAUACCUAGAGCAAGCAAUGGAUGAAAUCCCCUCGUUGUUGUCGUCCACCGCCGGUAUCAAGAAACUCCAAUUGUCGCACUUUUCCGUCGGUGGAGUCACUCCCAAACUGGAAGCCGCUCGCAUGUACGAUGUUGGCCCGAAUGCCAUGGCCAUGGAAUGCGACGUGACGUGGGAGAGUGAAUUGGAAGCCACCGUACAGGUCCAUACAGGACUCAUUCCACCCAAAGUACCCGUCACGGUCAAAAAUGUGCGCUUUCAAGGACCCGUGCGAAUCGUCUUUGCUCCCUUGACCCAAAAAUCCCAAUUUGGUUUUGGGGCUACAUUGGUCUCCUUUCCGUCCAUGCCCGAGAUUGGUCUCGACGUUUCCGUGGCAGGAGGAGAAGUGACCAAAUUGUUGCCCCUGCUACGAAGCGAAUUGAUUUCCGCCAUUAAACGACAGAUUGGCGAGUCAAUGAUCUGGCCCAAGCGUGCGGUCAUUCCUUCGGUGGAACCGGACAAUCAAAUUGUCUUGUCUCCCGAGGAGCUAAAGGCACUCGAGGUGACGGACCCACUCUUGGAGGCCGAACAAAACUCGAGGCCCAUGUUGCGCAACAAGUUGAACCAAAUGUCGGACGUGCUGGAACAAGACCACUUUCCCGCCGUCGACCUUCCCAUGCCCAGUUUUGCACAAGACCACCAAAUGAAUGUCGACAAGCCAAAAACAAAAGAAGCCAAGGCCAGUCCAGCGCCACAACCAGAACAGGAUAGAAAUAAUGUUCCCAUCUGUGCACGGUUGCAACAGGCUCAAGCAAAAGCCAUGGAGCAGCAUCGUGUCAACAUGGAACAGUUGGGCUGCAACGUAAAGCUCAUGCUCCAGAACGGGGCAACUGUCUUGGAAGAUAUUCAAAGUAAAAUCAACCAGCAGGGGGCACGGGAAGCGACAGGGACGAACCAGGCAUGAUCAUAGAACACACCAUGCUAGAGAUAGAUUCGUAAUGCAAUAAAAUAAAUAUAGAGCUAGACGAUACAAGU